Molecule: messenger RNA, 461 nt
Organism: Bipolaris sorokiniana ND90Pr
Lineage: Eukaryota; Fungi; Ascomycota; Dothideomycetes; Pleosporales; Pleosporaceae
Exons: 3
Coding region: 186-422 (78 amino acids)
Source: RefSeq, a predicted model, not a curated record
GUCGUGCUGCGUACGCCGACUCCACCAGCGCAAGAGACCACUACCUGGGAGCCGAAAACGCCACGCAACGCGCGCGAAAUGGAGGCGCAGGCUACGCUUAUUCGAAACCGCAUGCAAAUCCAGCAAGGGUCUUCUACAACUUCUCUUAAGGAAGAGCUUAGUAGAUAGCUUAUAAUAUAGUGCUUAUGCACGAGAAACUUAAUUAUCUUAAAGCUACGAUUAGUAAAGUAACAAAGCGAAAAACUCGUAAGAGGCGCUACAUAGCUAAGGUAGAGGGUGGUAGCUGUAAUGAGGGUGUAACGCCCGCGAAGAGGGUACGCAGUGAACGGCGCUGCGGACGUUGCAGCCAAGUUGGACAUAAUUCUCGCACGUGCCAAGUAGAAUUAGAGGAUAUAGAGGAUAGCGACGUAUCUGAAGAAUAAUAUCCUGCUCUACUUAAUAAAAAUAUUAUGGUGGUGUUG